Molecule: messenger RNA, 715 nt
Organism: Diospyros lotus (date-plum)
Lineage: Eukaryota; Viridiplantae; Streptophyta; Magnoliopsida; Ericales; Ebenaceae
Product: 60S ribosomal protein L27a-3
Exons: 1
Coding region: 73-513 (146 amino acids)
Biological process (GO): translation
Cellular component (GO): ribosome; cytosolic large ribosomal subunit
Molecular function (GO): structural constituent of ribosome
Source: RefSeq, a predicted model, not a curated record
UUUCCUCUUCCGUUGCUCCACGGAAACCCUAACACCGCCGCGGCCGCCCCCCAACACCCGCAGUGAGAAAGAAUGACAACCCGGUUCAAGAAGAACAGGAAGAAGCGCGGCCACGUGAGCGCCGGACACGGCCGCAUCGGGAAGCACCGGAAGCACCCCGGUGGCCGGGGGAACGCCGGAGGGAUGCACCAUCACCGCAUCCUCUUCGACAAAUACCACCCGGGCUACUUCGGCAAGGUCGGCAUGAGGUACUUCCACCGCCUCCGGAACAAGUUCCACUGCCCCAUAGUCAACAUCGACAAGAUCUGGUCGCUUGUCCCGCAAGAGGUCAAGGACCAGGCCACCAAGGACAAGGUCCCGCUGGUCGACGUUACGCAGUUUGGCUACUUCAAGGUCUUGGGCAAGGGUGUUUUGCCGCCGUCCCAGCCGGUGGUUGUCAAGGCCAAGCUCGUUUCCAAGAUCGCCGAGAAGAAGAUUAAGGAGGCCGGCGGGGCCGUCGUCCUAACCGCUUAGGUUCGGUUGCUUUUGGUUAUUAAACUUUCUUGCCGAUUUUAGGGUUUUCCAGUUUUUGGUUUUUCUUGUCAUUGUUAAAUUGAAGUUCCGAGGCAAUUUUCUGAGUUUUGAUUAAUAUAUGAACAUCAUUUACUUAAUUUUAGGUCUGUUGGUUGGAAUUAUAUAUUUUGAUAAAAAUAUCUGCCAUUUGAUGCGAUGGAUA